Echinops telfairi (small Madagascar hedgehog) is the source of this 1892-nucleotide messenger RNA. RefSeq names its product family with sequence similarity 136 member A (gene TIMCC). The coding region runs from base 27 to 443 and encodes 138 amino acids. Gene Ontology annotation, cellular component: cytoplasm. The record is from RefSeq and is a predicted model, not a curated record. The transcript is spliced from 3 exons. NCBI's taxonomy places the organism in Eukaryota, Metazoa, Chordata, Mammalia, Afrosoricida, Tenrecidae.
GCGGUGGGCCGCAGCGCGGGGUCACCAUGGCGGAGCUGCAGCAGCUCCGCGUGCAGGAGGCAGUGGACUCCAUGGUGAAGAGCCUGGAGAGGGAGAACAUCCGGAAGAUGCAGGGUGCCAUGUUCCGGUGCAGCGCCAGCUGCUGUGAGGACAGCCUGGCCUCCAUGCAGCAAGUGCACCAGUGCAUUGAGCGCUGCCAUGCGCCGCUGGCGCAAGCCCAGGCCCUGGUGACCAGCGAACUGGAGAGGUUCCAGGACCGCCUGGCCCGGUGUACCAUGCACUGCAACGACAAAGCCAAAGACUCAAUGGAUGCCGGGAGUAAAGAGCUGCAGGUGAAGCAGCAGCUGGAGAGCUGUGUGACCAGAUGUGUGGAUGACCACAUGCACCUCAUCCCGUCCAUGACCAAGAAGAUGAAGGAGUCCCUCUCUUCCAUCGCAAAAUAAAUGUCUGCCAGAGGCCACUGGGGAUCAGGGCAGGAAUCUUUAUAAAAAAGAAGAAGGGGAACUUGGGUCUUUUAAGUGAAUUUUAUGAAAGGGAAAAAAAAAAAAAGGAUAGCAGCAAGUUUAAGGAAUAUCACCUGGCUCUGGACACCGGCUCUUUUAUCAAUUCUAGCUCACAGGAAGGAAAUUGGGCAAGCUGGUGCUGUCAUUUGGGUUGGAGGUCGUACGAGUAAGUUACGUGGAGUCUCAGUUGUAUGUGGCAGGUGCUUAUCCUGAUCGUGGGUCUCUCCCUUGCUGUCCUGAGCCAGAGCCAUCCCAGGGCACCCGAGUCUCCUGAGUUUACAGGUACCAGCAUGCUGGCACGUCCCUCCAACCUGUCUGUAAUCUGGUGGAGUUUUAGGAGUAUUUCUGUUUCUCGCCAACCUCCUGUUUACAAGAAGUCUUGUCACCCCAUUUUCCAUAAGCUGUAAGACAAAAUGCAUGAGAACAAUAAUUCAGAAGAGGAAAAUGGAAAUGGAGGUCUUUGUUUCGUUCGGUUUUGUUUUAUAUGCAAGGGUCCGACAGUGAUUCAGAUGUCAAGUCGGGAGACAGGGUGGUUGGGAUAAGAUCUUUGAAAGGCUCUUUGGCCUCAUCUGGCUCUCAAGAUAGGCUGUUCUUGAAAUUGGCACACAUGGACUCUCAGCACAGACACUGCAAAAACCUGAAAGAGUGUCCCUCUGGCUGUGGGAGGCAGAGCUUCCUUUCCACUGGCCGUCCUGGUGGCCCCAAAGCUGUGUGCAGCAGUGACAGGACCAUCUCUUCCCCUGGAAGCAAAGGGGGUCUGGACAGUGAAGUGUGUACCAGUAACUGUUAAUGAACACUAAGAGGGAAACUGGUGGCAGCCGAAAGAAAUGAAAGCCGAAACAGGACAUUACUUACUGGUUCAUUGAGUCGGCCCAACUCAAGGUGCCCUUUUUGUGUACAACAAAACACAUCUUGCCAAGCCUGUGCAAUCGCUGUGAUCACUGACGUGUGUGGUCCCAGUGUCUGUCUCACAGAGGGUUUCAUUUUUGUUGGCCCUCUCCCAAACAGAAUGCCUUCUUUUAACUGAUGGGUCUUUCCUGGUGGCAUGUCCAACUGCUUUCUUAUCCCCUGUGUUAUCAGAGUCCUGUUAGCCAAUCUCCCGGCAACAGGACAGUCGAGGGAGAAAAAGUGAGUGAGUGACUCAGGGGUAAGGGAGACCUGUGACUCUUCUAGAGCCAAGGAGGGCCACCCCAUUAUCAAAUGCCACUUUCUUUCUGCCCAAAGCCUCUAGUGUGAUGUUCCUACUUCAGUGACACCUUAUUUCCAUAAGGGACAUGUCACCUUUCUACCAACUUAAUACCUGAAGUGUGAUAAUACGGCCUGUCUGCUGUUUCAAAACUGUGAUAUAUUUUCCUAGUGGUUUAAUUAAAAGAGUUUUACUUUUCCCCA